CCAAUCAGAGGCGGAGAAGGGCGGGACAUUCUUUCCCCAUCCAAGGAAAGGAAAAUUGGCUUCCUGCGUUGUCUUCAUUAGCUUGUCCCGCGGAGGUUUAACUGUGGUACUCACAAGAUUUCGGUAAGACGUCUCUGUUGCAGUGGUACAUUUCUCGUCGUGUAUGCAUCAGUCGGGUCUCGCAGGUCUGUCAGGCCUGUGCCGAGUCACCGACCAUCUUUAUCUCAGUAAUGGCAGAGCGGCUAAUGAUGCCUCCCAGGUGGCUCGGUGCAAGAUAGCGUGCAUCGUAAACGUGACCGAGACCAAGAGCCGCCGCCCUCUUCAUCCCGGGGUAGAGUACAUCCACAUCCCGCUCGCCGACUCCCCGGUGUCUCCUCUCAGCGAGCACUUCGACGAAGUCGCGGAUAAAAUCCAGCAGACUGCGGACCGCGGUGGCCGCACUUUGGUGCACUGCAACGCGGGAGUGAGCCGCUCCGCCUCGCUGUGCAUGGCCUACCUGAUGAAGCACCGCGGCGUGUCUCUCCUGGAAGCCCACCGGUGGGUGAGGACUUCUCGGCCCGUGGUGAGGCCGAACAACGGCUUCUGGAAACAGCUCAUCCGGUACGAGAUGGAGCUCCGUGGGUGCACCUCUGUCCGAAUGGUGUCCUCCUCCAUGGGAGAGCUGCCAGACAUUUAUGAACACGAAACCAGGAAUAUGAUGCCACUGUGAAGAAGCCACUACAUUGCUGUGUGAAGCUAUUUAUGGGCAUUAAUAUGCUGUUUUGUGUGUUGCAUGUACAGGGAUAGUGCUGUCAGGGGUCAACGUUACGUUUUUUAUUUUUAAUUUUUUUAAACUUGUCCGGUCGGGCAAGUGAAAAAACUUGCACAAAGAUAACUUUUACCAGCCCCUAUACAAAUGGUCUUUUUCGAAGAAGGAAAAAAAAUAAUAAUUGAAAAGAACGUUUAAAAAUUGUCAAAAGGGCCAAAAACGUCAAUAUAGUAAACAAAAACAAACCUGAAAAAAAGGCAUAUUAAAAGUCAAAAACGUUAAAGCGUUUUAUGCAUCAAAGUUAUACAAAACAAGUUUAACAAAACGUCAAAAGUGUCAAGCACCAACUCCAAUUUUUGAUGGCACAUUGAAAUCAUUCAACAAGCAUUCUCAGAUGGGACAAGAGAAUGAGAACUUCAUUUAUCAUACGAUGAUGUGAUAUGAUAAUAUGAUGUUAUAUUUACUUGCCUCGGGCCAUCGGGAAACCCUACUACUGUAUAGUCCCUGUGUAUAGUCAUGUAGAGAAAUAUAAAGGCGUAAAUAAUUUUAUAUUUUACGCCGUGUAAUGUGCUUACUAAAAAGUUACAUGAAGAAAUAAUAUACUCUGUACUCCGCUACAUUUAUCUGACAGCUACUAGUUUAAGAUAGUUUAGCCUACAUUAAAAACACAAUACAAAAUAUAUACGCUUUAUGAAAUACAAUGCCGAUUAGUCAACUAAUCUGUCGUUUGGGUCUUAUUUGAUUUUUUUUAUUUUAUUUAUUUAUUUUUAUCUUUUUGGUUCAUACUGAAUUACUUAUUUCCAAGUGACCUAAAAGCACAUCUCUGGUAAAACACAAGACUGACAGAAGUGGAGCUUUUGCAUAAUUCUUCAUUGAUCUCUCGAUUGAAUUAGCUAAUUGAUUAGUCAACAAAAAAAAGAGCGUUACCCCUAUUUUCUGCGCUACGUUCCACGAGCAUUCAAGUCAACACUUGAUAUUCCACACAGUGUGUGAAGCGGCUCUCCACGCCGCUAAAGAGAUGCGCCAGGUAGGGCUGGGGGAUACGGAGAAAAUCAAAUGCCACAAUAUUUUCGACCCAAUGCCUCGAUAUCGAUCGAUGGCGGAGGACGGAAAAAAACCGGAACGCAGCACAGACGCGUACCCAGUGGAAAAUCCGGGGGUUAAUCGAGUAAGAAUUUCUUAAGUCGAGGACAGCACCAAAACUUGUGGCCCGUUACAAGUUACUAGUUGCGGCCCCUUGUCACAUUUCUAUAAGUUGUUAGCCAAAAGAGUGAUAUCCACUAGACUUCUUAAGAUAGUUUCAAAAAGGUAAAGCUAUCCAAUACUUUACAAAAAGCACAGAGUAGAAAAAAACAAAGGCCCUCAAAACCUACCUCUCGCAAAACCUACAUCUCGCAAUUUUACUCUUGUCUUUAUACAAAUGUUUACUGCUUGUUUUUAUUUGUAUACUAUGUAGUGUCUUUGACAAGCGCUGUAUAAAUCUGUUUUUUAUUAUAAUUAUUAUUAUUAAAAACAAAUUUGAGU
Messenger RNA from Perca flavescens (yellow perch), 2272 nucleotides. RefSeq names its product dual specificity protein phosphatase 18. NCBI's taxonomy places the organism in Eukaryota, Metazoa, Chordata, Actinopteri, Perciformes, Percidae. Bases 164 to 709 code for a protein of 181 amino acids. The record is from RefSeq and is a predicted model, not a curated record. The transcript has a single exon. Gene Ontology annotation, molecular function: protein tyrosine phosphatase activity; MAP kinase tyrosine/serine/threonine phosphatase activity. Gene Ontology annotation, cellular component: cytoplasm. Gene Ontology annotation, biological process: peptidyl-tyrosine dephosphorylation.